Molecule: messenger RNA, 1850 nt
Organism: Sinocyclocheilus anshuiensis
Lineage: Eukaryota; Metazoa; Chordata; Actinopteri; Cypriniformes; Cyprinidae
Exons: 11
Coding region: 255-1637 (460 amino acids)
Source: RefSeq, a predicted model, not a curated record
UUCUUCUCAACGCCAGUAUACGCGUAUUGCAUGGCUUCUCAGCAGAGAAAUAAGCAGGAAUAUGAUUCCGACGACGAAUAUAUUUCACAAAUGAAUCUAAAUGGGUAUAAAAUAUCUACAUUGCUGUUAGGUCGGUCACAACCAAAAACGUUAGUCAGAAAAGGGUGUUUUCGCUGUCAGCGCGGAUUUAUGAUACGAGCUAAAGGCUAAACACUCGGUAACAUUUUACUCACUACACUCAACAUCUUCAUUAAAUGCCACAACUAACCAAAAUGAAGACCCCUGUUUUACUUCUAUGCUUUUUGCUCGCAAAAGGUGUGUUUGGUGAUUUUGUGAUGGAGGGAGAUUCUGUCACGCUACACACUGAUCUUACUGAUUUACAGAAAUAUGAACGUAUACUCUGGACAUUUGGACCUGGCCGCACUCGUAUAGCUCAAAUCAACAAUGUAGUCAAUAAGAUCUCAUUAUACAAUGAUGUUCUUGAUGGGAAAUUCAGAGACAGGCUGCAGCUGGAUGAUCGGACUGGAUCUCUGACCGUCACAAACACCAGAACUGAAGACUCUGGACUUUAUGAACUGCAGAUCAUUGGUGGGAUAGAGGUCCCACCAAAGAAGUUCAGUAUUAUUGUUUCUGCUCCUCUGCCUGUUCCUGUCAUCAGCAGAAACUCUUCACAGUGUUCUUCUUCAUCAUCUUGUUCAUUGUUGUGUUCAGUGGUGAAUGUGGGUCAUGUGACGCUCUCCUGGUACAAAGGAAACAGUUUAUUGUCCAGCAUCAGUGUGUCUGAUCUCAGCAUCAGUCUCUCUCUACCUCUGGAGGUGGAAUAUCAGGAGAAAAACCCCUACAGCUGUGUGAUCAACAAUCCCAUCAGCAACCAGACUCAACAUCUGGACAUCAGUCAACUCUGUCAACCAUGUGAAGCACCAGGUUUGUCCGCAGGUCAUAUAGCGCUGGUUUGUGCUUGUGCUCUGUCUGUGGCUGCAGUUUUGUGUGGUAUUUAUUAUUACUGCCAGCGCAAGACGCGUAAACAGACAGAUAAAGGCGAUGAACCUGACGGAGAGGAACUCAAGAGCCUAAAAGGUGUAGUUCCUGGAAACAAUGGGGACGUUCAUCAGCCAAACCAUGAUGGGGAAACGAGACAUUCAAAAAAUGGUGCAGUUCCUUUGUUAGCUGUGGAGGUAGAUGGUGGGAACGCGUCUGUUCAGGAGGGAGAUUUAGAAACUAGUGUGCUUCUUAAGGAAGAUAAAAUCACAUCAAUGCCAGUGAUUGAGGGACAAUCUGUCACGCUACACACUGAUCUUACUGAAAUACGGGAAAUUGACAUGAUAUGGUGGAAGUUUGCAGAUUUCAAAGAACGCAGUUGUGCUAAAUUUGUUUUAAUAGCUACGCUGAAUAAAACAAACAAUGAGGUAAACCUAUAUAAUGAAACAAUUCAACAAUUCAAAGACAGUUUGAAACUGAACCUUGAUACAGGAUCUCUCACCAUCACAAUCAUCACACCUGAACAUUAUGGAUUUUAUAAACUACACAUCACCAGCAAAGAAGAGAUGGUCGUUCAUACCUUCAGUGUUGUUGCUCAAAACCUAAUGAGAAGAGAGCGGACCCAAAGACUUCUCCAGAGGAGUCAAACCUGCCCAUGAUUACAACAGAUGACCUUAUAGUAUAUAAAGACUGGAAUAUUAUCCACAUUUCAAUUCCACUGACAAAAACAAGAAACAUUUUCUACUUUUCUCAACAAUCUAACAUCCCUAAUGACCAAAAAGAAAACACUUUAAUGACGAAGGUAAAGUUGAGUGUUCAAUAUGAACUGACAUAAAACACAACAUAUGUCACACUACACUUGCAUUUGUCCA